AUGCUUAAGCAACUACAUACCUGCUGCCGGAGAACUUACGGAAGUUCGAUUCGAUCGUCCUGUUUGGGCUGGUGCGAAGCCAAUACAGAUAGCCACUCAAUUGAUAGAUCUCUUUACGAUGAUCAAGAGCCCGCCCAACCUGAUCUUCCUGUUGAAGUACGGUCGGACGAACCAGAGUUAGCAGAGGAUCCAGACUUUGAUCGAAGAUGGCAAGAAGCAUUGGCAUUUGCCAAAGAAAGGAAGUGGAAAGAAGGCUCUCCAAAUGCUGACAAUACCACUGCUGCUCCUUCGUUGAACGAAACUGCUACGGUGAACGCCGCUGUUCCGGCCGUGAAACAUGAAGAGCGCUACUAUUAUCACUCCUCACUCUAA
Molecule: messenger RNA, 372 nt
Organism: Beta vulgaris subsp. vulgaris (sugar beet)
Lineage: Eukaryota; Viridiplantae; Streptophyta; Magnoliopsida; Caryophyllales; Amaranthaceae
Source: the annotation of a RefSeq genome assembly